AUGGCCGCAGGUCCCAGCGGAAGCGACAACAAGGACGAGGGGACGUCCGAUAAGACUGGAAUCAUCGUCGGCGUAGUGGUUGGGGUGGGGGUUCCGCUGCUCCUAGCAGCCCUGGGGACGUGGUACUUCCUCCUCCGUCGAAAACGUAAAGGUAGGAAGGAGAAGGAGAGCCACCCUGGUGUUGAGCCAUACGUGGUAAACGAGAAGGAGUUGGCCCGUUUCUAUAGCGCUGAGUUGGCCGCUGGAGAAAGCCCGUCGUCCCAGGCUGCCGGAGAUAGAAGAGCCUCCACAUCAGCCGGCUUGGGUGAUGACAUUGGCCCGUCCGCCCGGCGUAUUGUGCAGGAGGAGGAUGCUGGAUAUGUGGAGUACCUUCCGCCCCGAUACCGCGAGGCAUGGCAGUAUGGGCCAGAGGAGGGGACGCCUUCACGUGGAGAGCCUGCCCCCAUGACCUCUGAGCUCUCACAGCCCGACGAGGCGACUGACAGCCCAAACGAGCUUCGUGCGACACUAGGAGAGCCUCUGCCACUAAAGGAGGAUUAUAUCCGUACUUUCGCUUCGCCCAACGGCUCGUCGUCUCUGGACCACGUUUCUACCAGCCCGGCUCCAAACGGUCCAUCGUUUUCGAAGGACGGUGGAGCUGGUUCAGUCUCUCGGCGGGACGUCAAGAGCCCUAUGGGACCGAGAGGGCCGAGAACAGUUCCCCGCGAGAGUGGACUCCAUGACGGAUUGCCGACGGCUCCACCACCAAGUGAGCUACCCACCGCACUAGAGGGCGACUACAAGAGGGCGUUCCCCUAG
Molecule: messenger RNA, 798 nt
Organism: Trichosporon asahii var. asahii CBS 2479
Lineage: Eukaryota; Fungi; Basidiomycota; Tremellomycetes; Trichosporonales; Trichosporonaceae
Exons: 1
Coding region: 1-798 (265 amino acids)
Source: RefSeq, a predicted model, not a curated record